AGGCGCGGCGCCCAGGCGGGCCGCGUCUUCGCCUGUUCUCCGGUCCUUCCGUUUGGGGUCUGGCAGCCACGCUCUUCUGUCCCCCGCGGGGGUAGGAACCGCGUCCUCAUGGCCGAGGUGAAGGUGAAGCUGCAGCCGCCCGACGCGGACCCGGUAGAGGUAGAAAGCAGGAUUAUAGAAUUAUGUCACCAGUUCCCUCAUGGAAUCACAGACCAAGUAAUUCAAAAUGAAAUGCCUCAUAUAGAAGCUCAGCAGCGGGCAGUGGCAAUCAAUAGACUGUUGUCUAUGGGUCAGUUGGAUCUCUUAAGGAGCAAUACAGGCCUGCUGUAUAGAAUAAAGGAUUCUCAGAAUGCUGGUAAAAUGAAGGGAUCAGAUAACCAAGAGAAACUAGUUUAUCAGAUCAUAGAGGAUGCAGGAAAUAAAGGAAUAUGGAGCAGAGAUAUCCGGUACAAAAGUAAUUUGCCAUUAACAGAAAUUAACAAAAUUUUAAAGAAUUUGGAAAGUAAAAAGCUUAUCAAAGCUGUUAAAUCUGUGGCAGCCUCGAAAAAAAAGGUGUAUAUGCUCUAUAACCUGCAGCCUGACCGGUCUGUGACUGGUGGAGCCUGGUACAGUGACCAGGAUUUUGAAUCUGAAUUUGUAGAGGUGCUUAACCAACAGUGUUUUAAGUUCCUACAAACGAAGGCAGAAACAGCCCGAGAGAGCAAACAGAAUCCAGUGAUACAGAGAAAUAGUUCGUUUGCUUCAUCACAUGAAGUGUGGAAAUACAUCUGUGAACUGGGGAUUAGUAAGGUAGAGUUGUCCAUGGAGGACAUUGAAACCAUUUUGAAUACACUCAUAUAUGAUGGGAAAGUGGAGAUGACUAUCAUCGCUGCAAAAGAAGGCACAGUUGGCAGUGUAGACGGACGCAUGAAACUCUACAGGGCAGUCAAUCCAAUCAUCCCACCCACGGGGUUGGUCCGGGCCCCCUGUGGACUCUGCCCGGUUUUUGAUGACUGCCGUGAAGGUGGUGAGAUUUCACCAUCUAACUGUGUUUACAUGACAGAAUGGCUCGAAUUUUAGUAGAGGGCUAGGAACUUUAUGAUAUUUUUCAAAUGAAGUUACUUUGGGAGCAAGUAAUUUAACUCAUGAUGGAACAUCAAAUUCCCGUGAAAGCAAACUUCACAAUAAUGGAUACAGACUUGCUGCUAUGAAAAUAUAUAUUUUUUAUCUAUGAAGACUAAAUUUAUAUUGGUAGAGUAUCCAACAGGAUAUGAAGCAGGUAAGUGAAGUCCAUUCUUGAAUAAAUAAAAUACUCUGAAGUUCUGGACAACAACAUUGGAAGCUUUCAAGACUUGAUUGUCCAAGAAAAAAGAAGCCAACAAAUGCAUAUUCACCACUGGAUAAUGGCUAGAGUCUAAAAACGCUUGUUUUGAAGUUAUUUAUUAGUUUUCAGGGAAAUUGUUUAUACUGGUUCACUAUCACCAUUUAUGUUUUCUCAGUGGUUCCAGUGAGAAGAAAUUAAAACAGGGAGGGCGGGAAGAGCAGAGCAGUCUACGCACUGUGAAUGGAGGGGAGAGUUGGAACAUCCCUUUCCCACACUAUUGAUUCCUUUUUACGUAAGAAAUAUUUAGAGGAUUACGCCACUGCGUUUACCGCAAACCUAAAUGACUAUUGUUAAUAUGUUUUCAGUCCAUAAAUAAUAUUAUUCUCAUCCUAAAGGAUUCUUUUCACUAGAUCUUCUUUGUUAAAGUCUUACAAGUUCACUCUGUGACUCAAUUGUGUUAUUUACUAGGAUUUUCCCCCUAGAUUCUUAGUAUUUUAAAUUAAAUACUAAUUAAAUUAAAUUAGUUAACUGCUAAAUAAUUAAAAUUAAAACUAAAAGUAA
Messenger RNA from Miniopterus natalensis, 1864 nucleotides. RefSeq names its product RNA polymerase III subunit F (gene POLR3F). Gene Ontology annotation, cellular component: RNA polymerase III complex. Gene Ontology annotation, biological process: transcription by RNA polymerase III. The record is from RefSeq and is a predicted model, not a curated record. NCBI's taxonomy places the organism in Eukaryota, Metazoa, Chordata, Mammalia, Chiroptera, Miniopteridae.